AUGCAUGAUCUUCUGAAUGACCUCGCAAAGUCAGUUGCUGGUCCGACGCACUUUAGCUCACGGGGGUUUGAGUCAGAGAUCAAUGAGAGUAAUGCAUCUUCAGCUCGUCACGCAUCCUUCAUUUCGAGCUACGGAAUUGCAUCCAAAAGACUUACGGUGUAUCACAGAAUGAAGCGACUAAGAAGCUUCAUCUCAUUGCAACCGCGACCCAGGAAGUUCGCGAUGUUGCAUUUGUCCCAAAGCGUGCUAGGUGACUUGCUGUCGGACUUGAAGUAUUUGAGGGUGCUUUCGUUGAGUCAUUAUUGCAUCAACGCGAUACCAGACUGUGUAGGUAAACUGAGGCAUCUGCACUAUCUUAAUUUAUCUUACACUGAAAUUGAAAGGCUUCCUGAAUCCAUCGGUGGGCUGUUCAACCUAGAGGCUUUGAUAUUACGGGGUUGCCCAUACCUUGCUGGAUUGCCUCAAGGUGUUGAGAAGCUGAUUAAUUUACGAUAUCUCGACAUUCGAGAAACCCAGAGCCUACAAACCAUGCCACGACGUAUAGGUAACUUGGUGAAUCUUGAGAUUUUGCCCAAGUUUAUCGUGGGAACAGAGAACGGGCGGAGGUUAAAGGAGUUAAAACACCUUGAGCAACUUAGAGGGGAACUGUUAAUCUCUGAGUUGCAUAAAGUAAAAGACGCUGGAGAUGCUAAGGAUGCUAAUCUACAUAUGAAGCGUGGAAUUGACCGGUUAAUCAUGAAAUGGAGCGAACCCCUUGUAGAUUCGCGGAAGGCAGAGCUUGAAAUGAAGGUCGUUGACUUUCUUCAGCCUCAUAAAGACCUUCAAGAUCUCACAAUCUCCCACUACAGCGGCAUUGAAUUCCCUUUCUGGUUGGGAAAUCCAUCGCAUCUCAACAUGGUCUCUUUGCGCUUGUGUGGCUGUCGUAACGUUGGAUCAUUACCAUCACUUGGGCUGCUAUCCUCCCUGAAAGAACUGCACAUCGAAGGUCUGGAUGCUGUGUGCUCGGUGGGCUCCGAAUUUUACGAAACUAUAGAGCCUUUUCCAUCAUUAACAACUUUGGAGUUCAAGGAUAUGCCAUUCUGGCAGGACUGGACUCAUUUUAAUGGCGCUGAAGAUACAGAAGUGCCGUUCCCUUGUCUUCAGCAUCUAAUGGUCCGCAAUUGUCCCUUGUUGAAGGGACGAUUGCCGGAAAAAAUAGAUGCCCUUGUGAGGCUUGAUAUCGAUUCAUGUCCGCUUCUGGAUGCCUCACCUGCCGUUAGUCUUUCGUCUCUCCGCAAGCUAUACUUCAGAGGCUGUAACGAGGUGACUUUUAAGAGCUUGGUUAACAUGACUUCUCUCACCACUCUUGCCGUUGAAAAUGUCGAGGGGCUCGCUUGCUUUCCUAUUGGGUACACAAGCUCCUUGACCAAGUUAGAGAAGUUAGAGGUAAGAAGAUGCAAAAACCUGAUACACUUGUGGCAGGACAGAGAUUAUGCUCAGAAUCUUGCUUGCCUGAAGAGCCUGAAUGUCACAAGUUGCCCUCAGUUCGUAUCUUUUAUAGCUGGAGAAAGUGAUAAAGAGUUGCCUAGCCGCCUUGAAGCUAUGAAAUUGAGCGAUUGUUCAAACCUAGAGAAGCUUCCAAACGAGAUGCACAAUCUGGCCUCUCUUCGUAGCUUGAUCGUUCUUAACUGUCCAAAACUCCGGUCCUUUCCAGAGACCGGUUUGCCAGCAUCUAUGACAUCAUUGACCGUUGAAAACUGCCAGAAUCUCCAGCAUUUGCCCAUAGGCACUAAGAUUGGCAAUGAGACGUCUCAUCUGAGAGAAUUGAGAAUCUACGGAUGCAAUUUGCUGCCCGCAUCACCAUUCGGCAAGGGCGGACUACCGGUGACUCUCAAGGAACUUAAGAUUCAUAACUGCAGGGGAGUGAAGUCACUGGCGGAGAUAGUUUCAGACUCGGGCCACCAACACCACGUCCAGUGGCUUGAAGAUGUAAGAAUUUUCUAUUGUGAGCAAUUGGGAAGCUUGCCCCGGAGCCUGCACAAGCUCUCCCACCUCACUCGCUUGACGAUAUUUGGGUGCGCCGCUCUGGAGCUGGAGCACUUCCCUCCACUUCCGGCCAGCAUAUCUGAGUUCAGCCUCUGGAGUUGCCCGAAUGUAAAGGGAGGGUUGCCUCCCAAUAUAGAGACCUUCGAGGUGAGGGUCUGCGUGAACAUGGAGCAGCAUGUGAGAGAGUGGGGCUUGCACACACUCGUGUCGCUCCAAUCUUUAUGGAUCGACGGGAGUGUUGGCGGACUUGGAGAUAUGGUGUGCUUUCCUCCAGAGGGUGACGGCAAUGACCAUGAUCUCCUCCCUUCCUCUCUCACCUAUCUUAAUCUCUCUGACAUGAGGAACUUAGAGAGUCUAUCGAGUGGCCUCCCUUGCUCUCUCCAUCGCUUAUACACUCGUGGAUGCCCGAAACUGAGGUGCUUGCCCAAGGCCGGCCUCCCUUCCUUGCUCAAGCAUUUGUCCAUCAGCGACUGCAAACUUCUCGAAGAGCGAUGCUUAAAGCACGCUGGCAACUAUUGGCACCUCAUCAAAGAAAUCCCGACCAUCUACAUAAACAAUGAUCUGAUCUCAUGA
Molecule: messenger RNA, 2598 nt
Organism: Eucalyptus grandis
Lineage: Eukaryota; Viridiplantae; Streptophyta; Magnoliopsida; Myrtales; Myrtaceae
Product: putative disease resistance protein At3g14460
Exons: 2
Coding region: 1-2598 (865 amino acids)
Source: RefSeq, a predicted model, not a curated record